Molecule: messenger RNA, 1561 nt
Organism: Cydia amplana
Lineage: Eukaryota; Metazoa; Arthropoda; Insecta; Lepidoptera; Tortricidae
Gene: Tat
Product: tyrosine aminotransferase
Exons: 5
Coding region: 242-1561 (439 amino acids)
Biological process (GO): L-phenylalanine catabolic process; L-tyrosine catabolic process; biosynthetic process
Molecular function (GO): L-tyrosine:2-oxoglutarate transaminase activity; pyridoxal phosphate binding
Source: RefSeq, a predicted model, not a curated record
GGGGCCAAUGGUACGAAGAGUGGAGUAGUUUAUGGAGGUAAGGGUGGAAUGUUUACAACUAGCUCCACUGUCGUCAUCUCAUCUGCAUUUUGAAACCAGUUCCGCGGCUCGAUCACGCCAGCCGUCUCACACCAGAUCGGAUUCAAUACAAAACUGAGGUGUAUCGGUAAGCGGGCACUAUUUACGAUUGUGUUCUCUAAAGUGUCACCAUAGCGUUCAACAUUUUGCAAGUUGUGUGCCCAUGUCGCAGAGGUCUCUGAGCAGGGAGGUGUGGGAGGUGCGUGCUUCAGCGUUGGCUCGCGACACCCAUAACGUGAUCAGGGAGAUCGUGGAGAACUUACAAGUGGAACCGCACCCUAAUAAGCAGUUAAUUGCUCUUUCCAUUGGUGACCCGACUACAUUUGGAAACCUCAAUCCACCAGACCAAGUGCUACAGGCUGUGCGGGACAGCAUCGAGUUGCUUAGCUCUAGAAGUUACGGUCCCGGUAAAGGACACCAGGAUGUCAGGGAAGCGGUGGCAGAGUACUGUGCCCACCAAGGACCGGUCACAGCCGAGGACGUCAUCCUCUGCAGCGGCUGCUCUCACGCCAUCGAGAUGGCCGUUACCGUGCUGGCCGAUGCCGCCCAGAACAUUCUGGUGCCGCGACCGGGGUUCUUGAUAUACAGAACCUUAUCCGAAGGCUUAGGAAUUCAAAUAAAAUAUUACAAUUUGUUGCCUGAUCAGCAAUGGAAAGUCGAUCUGGACGAUCUCGAAGGACAAAUAGACAACAAGACCGCGGCAAUAGUUGUUAUAAAUCCGUCAAAUCCUUGCGGAUCAGUGUACAGUAAAGAGCAUUUGACUGAAAUAUUAGAUAUUGCGUCGAGAAAUCGUGUUCCCAUAAUAGCAGAUGAAAUAUACGAGCAUAUGGUGUUUUCUGGCAAUCAGUACCAUGCUCUUUCCUCGCUCUCAAUUGAUGUUCCUGUGCUCUCUUGUGGUGGACUGACUAAGAGGUUUCUAGUGCCGGGUUGGAGGAUGGGCUGGGUGAUCAUACAUGAUCGUCAGAAUAUAUUUGGGAAAGAAGUUCGCAGAGGUUUGAAUAAUAUGACUACUAGGAUACUUGGCCCUAAUACUCUUAUUCAGCGUGCCUUACCCGCUAUCCUGCAACUCACGCCACAGAGCUUUUUCGACGAUGUGUUAAUGUUUCUAGAGAGCCAAGCCAAGCUAGCUUACGAAGCACUGCGCCGAGCCCCCGGAUUGCGGCCCGUGAUGCCUCAAGGAGCCAUGUAUAUGAUGAUACAAAUAAAGAUGUCCCUAUUUCCCCAGUUCGACAACGAGCUUCAAUUUGUCGAGAGACUUGUUUCAGAACAAUCAGUAUUUUGUCUACCUGGAAAGUGUUUCGAGUACCCUAACUACAUGCGGAUUGUCCUGACAGUACCGGAGGAGAUCAUGCGAGAAGCAUGCGAUCGCAUAACGGUAUUCUGCAGAGAGCAUAUCGCCUCCAGAGACAAUCUGAAGGAAGUCGAUACUAAUUUCGUUUAUGUGGAGCCUGUCAACGAAGUCAUCUGUGAACACCAACCUUAA